AGUCACCCGGGUUCCAACCACGCAGCAGGACAAUUGGAACACGCAACCACCCACCCCGGUUCUUUGUCUGACCGCCGCCGGGUCUUUCAUUCACCAUUGGACUGAUUCUGGCUGCCUGUCCCUUGCUCACCAGCCACCACCCGAAAGAGACGACUACUACUACGAGAUUACCACCAUGGCCGAAUCAUCGUCAUCGCAACCACCCCCUCUAGCUGCACCUUCGGCACCUUCAGCUUCUCAAGAGACUUCCUCCGUCACUCCCGGCCCAACCCUAGCUUCAUCUUCCGGGACCAUCAUACCCAAACAAGAACCAGACUCUACAGAAACCACCCUGGAUGUGCCUCUCGAUCAAGGGAUUGAUCUAAACCCUGGAAGCCUCAACACAAUGCCCAACGCCAACCCCUCCGACGACGCCGCAACAUCAGGCAACGCUGUCCCCGCGCCGACCUCCGUGGAUGCUCUCGCAGCGGCGGCAGCGCCGUCCAAGAAAGAAACCAGCCUGCGGGAGUUCAUGGGCAAGAUGGACGAGUAUGCGCCUAUUCUCCCCGACGCCGUCACAUCCCACUAUCUCACCCUUGCCGGUCUCCCGCCACCAGGCAACGGCCCCAACCAGACCCCGCCACACCUCGCUCGUCUCCUUGCCCUCGCGACCCAAAAAUUCAUCGCUGAUCUCGCCGCCGACUCAUACCAAUAUGCGCGCAUCCGCGCUUCCAACAGCUCCUCCGCCAGUAACCCCAUGGGCAGUCUGAACGCUGCAUCGGGGCUGGGCAUGCCUGCCGGGGCCGCGGGUGUUGGUUCUGCGGGCGCCGCGGCCGGCGUGGGAGGUGGUGAUGCAAGCAAGGGCAAGGCGGGUACACAUCUUGGUAUUCAGCGACCGGGUUUCGGAGGCGGUGGCUCGGGAGGUUCGGGACAGGGGCGGACGGUACUCACGAUGGAGGACCUAGGAAUGGCAGUAUCGGAGUAUGGUGUGAGUGUUAAGAGAGGGGAGUUUUAUCGGUAAUACCUCAUGGCCGGGAGAAUGUCUUUCAAACUGGGGUCGUGGAACGCUCCGAGAUCCGUAUGAAAGCACGACACGGUAUCCUGGCUGGGUGGUUGGUGACUUACUGAACACGACCAGAGUCUGGGGAAUGGAAUGGCUGGCAUUCAUAAGGCGGGCAUGGGAUUGCCUCAUUUUUAUAUUUACUGGCGUAAAACCUGGGCGCGGCCAAACGAUAUCCUGCAUUUGGGCCGAGCAUGAAAUACAACGGAGUUAGGGCGUUGGAUCGAGUGGGAAACAGGUUGCUACUGGUUUUUAGAAGGGUAAAAAAAGAGGUGAUAGAAGUGUUAGUCCAUUGACUCCGUGUCUAUUUUACAUGCACGUAUACUCUAGGAAUGAGUAUGUAGUCGAAACGCC
Aspergillus sclerotioniger CBS 115572 is the source of this 1393-nucleotide messenger RNA. RefSeq names its product putative TFIID and and SAGA complex TAF10 subunit. Lineage: Eukaryota; Fungi; Ascomycota; Eurotiomycetes; Eurotiales; Aspergillaceae. The transcript is spliced from 2 exons. Gene Ontology annotation, biological process: transcription initiation at RNA polymerase II promoter. Bases 176 to 1000 code for a protein of 274 amino acids. Gene Ontology annotation, molecular function: RNA polymerase II general transcription initiation factor activity; promoter-specific chromatin binding. The record is from RefSeq and is a predicted model, not a curated record. Gene Ontology annotation, cellular component: transcription factor TFIID complex; SAGA complex; nucleus.